ACCAGCAAAUGGAAAAAGCGAGAAGAGCCGACCUUCGCUUUUCAUGAAAGAAAGGAGCGAAGGAGGCUAUACGCGUACAUACCGGUUUCGGACACUCUCUCUCUUUCUCUUUAUUCCCUCAAGCACCACUUGAGGCGUACCGCGCUUCUCGAGUUCGUUACGACAUCAGUAAGGUAUUACCCGGGUAAUAUCCCGAAAUGGUGUCGCGAGAAAUACGGUUCCGCCGGUCGCGAAAUCGCGUAAUCGGGCUUGUACGUGAAGGUCACGUACCAACCGUUACUCGAGCCACCAAUUCCGCGUCACGUUUCGGUGUGGCUACGGGUCGUUCGCGGCAAGGUAUCCUCCUCCGGUGCCUACCGAAAAGGUGACGGUUUCGCGAACACGACAUCUCCCGGUGAUGUCAGAAUGCCGAAAAGAUUUAACCGUCUACGUUCGAUGAAUUCUCUCGUCUGUGUGUACGAACGACGACGACUAAUCUUAUCGUGUAUCGUAAUCGGCUACGGUGAGUGCCGUUCGGUUAUGGCAUUACCCGGGUAAUGCUCGAGAAAAACUUCACACCCUGUCCGUAUUCGAUUCGAUAACAAACGCGACUCCGGUUGUCGCGCGCGCGCGGCGCCUUUCAAAGGCGGUCUCUCAAUUUGGUUCGUCUCAUUGAAAGUCCACACGACCAACGUUUAUGGAUCGUGGAUCGAAGCGUACUACAAUUCUGGACAUGCGGAGAGUGGCGAUGGUAAGGUCUCGCGACGGGUGAUGUCCAGUACCACAAAUGGAUUUUCGCGAAAUUUCUAAUUCUGAGAGAGAAAACGCUUUUUUUUUUGAUCGGGAACAACUAACUUUUCCUCUGAUUGACCACUGCAGGGCGAUUACCAAAUCUUGUGACGUUGAAUUUUUGACGUAGGCCAGUCGACGCAAAGCACGAGUGGUACUGGUUCUUCUAGCGAUCUCAUGGGGAUCAGUGCACCGUAUUAUCAUCUUUAUGGGCAUUUUGUCAUGUUUUGAAAAUUAACGCGUUCACUGCUCUCGUAGGAGAUUGGAUCAUCAGCUUUUUGUCUCCUCCGCUAUUUCCUAUUUAACACCUUUGUCAGGAAUGUCACGGGACUAUGAUAGACGAAGAGGAGGUAGCGGUAGUGGCAGCAGUUCUAGUAAAUUACGAAUGGAUACCAGCGUAUCUCAGCCCAGACCACAUGGUGAAAAUUCAGGAAAACGGAGGGAAUUAGAUAGCGUAAUGCGGAAAGCGCGUGAAUCUCAGUCAAGUUAUUGGAAUAAAAAGCUUUUGGAGGUAGAGGAACGAGAUCCAAAUAGGUGGAGACACAGUGGGUACAAGGAAUUGUACGUUGGGGGCACAGCAAGUGGAGAACCUAGUAGAGGACAUCCCCGAAGUCCACGCAGUCCUAGACCUCGUAGUCCUCAUAUUUCACGACCACGCAGUCCACGGACUAAAAGUCCGCGUUCACCUCGAGAUAGAUCACAUACCAGAGGCAGACCCACGCGUAGUCCAAGUACUGGAAGUACUUGUUCCGAUCGAUCAUGUAGUGUCUGUUCACCAAAAGAACGUCGACGUAUUGUACAGCCUUCCCGUUCACGUUCAAGAUCACUCACGCCGGUUCGAACUCGGACACAUCCAAAAGAGGUAGUACCAUCAAGUUCACGAGUAAUACCAGCUCGUACUAGACCACGAUCGCCUCCCUUGCCACGCCCACGUACACCCCCGCCUACGCCACAACCUCCACCACGUCAUCAAAAGGACUAUAAAACAAUUAAAGAAAAGGAAACGAAGGUUAGACGUAAAGAAAAGCAUCAUACUAGAAUUCCAGAGGAUCCACGAGUUCCAGAUCCCAUUCCAUUGAUGCGUAAACCUGUAAAAGUAGAAAAAACUCAUUCGAGUCAUGGAUCAACUCAAAUGAUUAGGCCUCCGCCCGAAUCCUCGCCUAGCGAAGACAGUGAUAGUUCUUCUACCACAUCUCACGUUGGUCCACCUAGGAUGACGUUAUCAGAAAGAUUUGGUAAAAUGGCACAAUGGAGCGUAGAUCGUAGAGACAUGGAGAACAUGCGCAUCACAAAAGAUGGAGAAAAUGCAAUGAAAGUUGUAAUAGAAGGUGAAGAAAGAAUUGCAAGAUUAGGAUACGAUUCUCCACCACCAGGACACUAUCCUGAGUCGCUUUUGGCACAAGGACCAAGAGGUCUUGAAUGUUGGGAUGACGUUCGUGUUAGAUACGACUAUUACAAGGCGCGAGGAUAUCUUCGAGACCUCACUUUGGAUGACUAUAUAAAGUGGGAAGAAUGGUGGUAUAAAUAUCAAGAAUGGUUAGAAGCAGAACGUUUUUAUGAACAAUGGGCUUCUUCGAACCGUCCUUCCGGUGGAAGUCGCAAGAGACGCGGGCGACGUAAUAAUACGGCUCACUGAAACUUCGUAAGCUCGUCAUAAAUCAUUCUUGAUUCAUAGACAUUACCAUCAAUAAAAUAUACUGUAAUAUUUGUUGUGCUUAGAAAAAGAGUGCAAAAGGUGUGUAAACGCUCUAUACAAAUAUACAUAAUUCAUAUGAAAACAUACACGUGUGUAUUGCGCGUACGCGCGCGUGUAUCAUUGUGUAUAUAUAUACACAUACAUACAACACACACACACACAACACACAUAUGCAUAUACAUAUAUUAUAAUAAAAAAUAUGACUGUGCUGUAAAAAACCUCGUUUUCAUCGGUUUGACAAGUAAAGUUUAACAUAAAAGAUU
Molecule: messenger RNA, 2727 nt
Organism: Megachile rotundata (alfalfa leafcutting bee)
Lineage: Eukaryota; Metazoa; Arthropoda; Insecta; Hymenoptera; Megachilidae
Source: RefSeq, a predicted model, not a curated record